Messenger RNA from Aspergillus heteromorphus CBS 117.55, 765 nucleotides. RefSeq lists its product as uncharacterized. NCBI's taxonomy places the organism in Eukaryota, Fungi, Ascomycota, Eurotiomycetes, Eurotiales, Aspergillaceae. The coding region runs from base 230 to 631 and encodes 133 amino acids. The transcript has a single exon. The record is from RefSeq and is a predicted model, not a curated record.
AGCUAACGAUCGGCAUCGCCCCCUUCAGCGCGACGGGCCAGGGGUUUGCGGACCAGACUUCCGAUUCAGAAGACCAAACUUAAGACAGACUGACGAGAGAGAGAAAGAGAGUCAGGGUUGGCCGACAUCACUCAUACAUAGCACCACAGACCCCCAAGAUAUUGGCUUCACCGAGACUUCUUGAUGGUGGGAUGGCAUCAUGGCACCAGUUUAAACUUCGGACUGGCGUAUGCUUAUUGUGGAGGCACACAGCAGGGCUGCACCGGAAACCCUUCAGGUGGAUGGCACACUGCAAACCAUCGCUACUGGAUAUGCACCGAACAAGCCAGGGGCUUCUACAUCCGUUCUUCCUACAGAAAUGGGGCUGCGGUGGACCAUAUCGGGGCGGGGAAGCCGUCAGACUACGGCUUAUCCGACAUCCCAUCGCCACCUUUCUGUAGGAGAGACAAUCAUGAUGAUGUGUAUAUACUUAGGUUUGUACAGAACAUCCGUGUCGAGAGCGACCGGGAGAAUGCCACAUAUUGACGAUGCCCACGCAAGGAGGGUUUCAAUAGCGUCGCUGGUGGGUCGCGAGUCGCCGGAUCGGGACAUUCCCAGAGCCCAGCCCACAUGCCCUCCCUUCCGGUUCUAGAACGGCUGUUCGUGCCCGCUAGCGGUGGCUGGGUGCUAUUUUAAACGUCUCACGACCGCGAGCGUUCCCCAAGGCGAGUUGAUCUCCGCCGCGUCAACGCGAUUAGAGUUUGGGGGAAGAAGAUCUUCCAUCCG